UAUUUGUUGAAAGAAGCAGUUGUCACAUGAAAAACUUUAUCAAGUCAUUUAUUUGUUUGUUUCCAGUAAUGACAGGAUCUGUCCUCCAUACCUGAGACUCCGUUCACUAAUAUACUGUUUACAAAAUAAAAUUACGAAAGUAGUAACGCAGAGUAACUUUACUCUGAUUAUUGAAAAGGGAAUAGUAACGCUUUAGAUUACUCGUUAUGAAAAGGCGGUUGGAUCAGAGUAGCGCGGUACCCGUAGUUUUGUCAUGCGCUUUCGUACUGAUAAAGUUCCACUUUGUAUAUCGUGACGUAGACCUGACUGCCUCCUCAGUGCGCAUGCGCAGCCUUGGCACACGUGAAACAGACGGCAUGGCAGAGAACACAGAAGUACCGUUGGACCGGGCUCAGGUGAAGAAGGCCGUCCAGGCUCUGCAGAGUUUCCUGAAAUCAAAGUCCAAGACAGAUGUUCUGCUGCUGGAUGACGGCCAGCCGAUCAGCCUGCUCUUCACCCUGUGGAAGAUCCCCAGACAGACGCAGACCAUCCGCAUUCCUCUGCCUCACGGCCAGCGCUCCGACACCGACGAGGUCUGCCUCUUCACCAAAGACGAGCCCAGAAUGUCGGCGGAGCAGACCCAGAGGUUCUACAAGAAGCUGCUGGAGGAGCGGGGCGUCAGAAACGUCUCAGAGAUCAUACCGCUUAAAACCCUGAAGAAGGAAUACAAGCCGUACGAAGCGAAGCGGCGGCUGCUGGGAAACUUCGACAUGUUCCUGUCCGAUGAGCGGAUCCGCCGCCUGCUGCCGUCGCACCUGGGGAAACAUUUCUACACGACCAAGAAAAUGCCGAUCUCCAUCAACCUGCAGAGCAACAAUCUGGGCCGAGACGUCCAGCGGCUCGUCCAGGGAACCCGACUGACCGUCACCAACAGAGGCUGCUGCAGCAUGGCGCGCGUCGCUCACUCCAACAUGACGGCAGACGAGGUGACGGAGAACGUGGAGGCGGCGGUCCGGACGGUGGCCGCCAAGCUGCGGAUGAAGGGAUCAAUCGUGAAGCUGAUCCACUUGAAGAGUCUGACUUCAGUGGCGUUGCCCACCUACCCGUCCGACCUGAGCCGCAUCAGCGUGCUGCAAAGAUCCAAGGAAAAUUCAAAAACAAAGAAGGUGAAGAAGAACGAGGCGGGAGACGAAACGACAAAGGAACAGAAGAAGAAACAGAGGGAUGAAGAGGAGGAAGAAGAGAUCCCACAGCUGGUUCCCAUAGAAACGCCCAGCAAAAGACCCAAAAUGGAGAAACCGAUGCAGAAACCAACCAAACCUGCCGCAGCAAAGAAGGUCACCACGGGGUCGAAGGUCACCACGGGGUCGAAGGUCACCAAGGUUUCGAUCAAAGCAACCAGGAAGGCCAGCAAGGCGGCGCAGACAGGAAGGAGAAAAGUCCCUAAAGGGAAAUGAUUCUCCUGCACAGACUGAGUUCACAGGAUCUGAUUCAGUUUCUGUUUGUGUCCAAAUCACCGAGUUAUUAAAUCUGUUUCUGAAAAUACCAGCAGCUGAUCCAGUUCCCUGUUUAACGUUUGAACAUUCAUGACUCGUUUGCAGGAAUAAAAAACAUUUUCGUUUUUAUUGAAAUGACAGAAGAUGAACGAAAUCAGAAUGUUUCUAUUUUACUGAACCUCAGAAAAUGGAAAAAUUAGAAAGUUUUAUAGUUUUGACUCAACAUUUAGCAUUUUCAUUUAUUUCUUGCAGGAAUUUAGGAGUUAUGGUCCCCAUAGAAAAAUUACAAAAAUUAAUUUAAAUUUUCAUGUGUAUAAAAAUUACAUGACUUUAUAAUAAUGUCAUGUAUGAAAUGGAUAAAAUGACAGUGAACUUUGACCUUUGAGCUUCUAAAAGGAUCACUAACGGCUAAAGUGACUGUCGGAGGUAACGGAGUUGUUCACUAACAAUUUCUCAAUUUUUCACAUAAUUCCUGAAAUAAAUGUAUGAAUCAGCUUUUGAAUCGGUUUUGAAUCAUUUCAACUCCAGUUUCUGAAAGAUUUUGAUAUUUUUUCUUGGAAAGUUGCAGUUUUAUUUAGAGUUUGUACCUUACUGGAGAUAAUAAAGCUCCAUUUGCUGUAUUGUUGGUUUAAUGUUAGAAUAAAUGUUUUUUGUUUUUGGA
Molecule: messenger RNA, 2136 nt
Organism: Poecilia latipinna (sailfin molly)
Lineage: Eukaryota; Metazoa; Chordata; Actinopteri; Cyprinodontiformes; Poeciliidae
Gene: rsl1d1
Product: ribosomal L1 domain containing 1
Exons: 9
Coding region: 207-1436 (409 amino acids)
Molecular function (GO): RNA binding
Source: RefSeq, a predicted model, not a curated record